AUGCGUCGAGUCACCCUGGCAACCGAACUCAUCAACUAUCCGAGUAUUUUGUUUUGCGACGAACCAACCAGCGGACUGGAUUCCUACAUGGCAGAAACCGUCAUUCGAACACUCCGCGUGUUGGUAGGGCUCAAAAGGCUUUUUUCAUUGCAGGCAGAUCACGGAGUGACCGUCGUUUGCACGAUCCACCAGCCUCCAACCGAAACAUACAACUUAUUCGACCGCGUAAUGUAUCUCGCAGAUGGCGAAGUCGCUUAUUUCGGCCGACGAGAGGAUGCUCAGGACUAUUUUGAGUCGAUUGGAAUGCCCUGUCCCACGUAUUACAACAUGGCUGGUAGGAAAUGCUCCUGGAUCAAUCAAUCGAACAAUGAAGAGGUCCACAAAAUCGAAGAACUGAAGGAGGAAGAAUGCAUCCAGCAACAAAUCCAAAAAAUCGAAGAAUUUGAGCAUCAUAAUCUUCUUUAUCGUUUUUGGAACACGAUGUUUAUGUGUCAAUGCCCAACAUCGUGGUGGACACAAUUCAAAACACUUCUCUCCAGAAAUAUGCACAUCAUUAUAAGAGACCCUUCACUCACAUUAGCUCGAUUCUUUCAAACAAUCGUCCUUUCCGUUCUUGUGGGACUUGUGUUUCUUCAGCUCGGACUAGAUCAGUCCGGAAUCACAAACCGACUUUCUGUCGUUUUUCUGGUAAUGAUGAACGAGUGCUUUUCUUUGCUUUUUGCAGAAAUCCAGUUAUUCCCAGCAGAACUUCCUAUCAUUUAUAACGAAGUAGCGUCAGGUCUUUAUCGUGUGGAUGCAUAUUAUUUGGCAAAAACAGUUGCAGGAAUUCCCGUUUCGUUGAUAUUUCCCUUGAUUGGAGCUUGUAUUAACUAUUACAUGAUAGGUUUUGAUGCAUCCGUAAGUCGAUUUGUUGCAUACAUUGGAAUUCUUUGGCUGGUGACAAACUCUACCGUUGCUCUGGGUCAUUUUAUCUCUGCAGCCACGGGCGAUUUAGCACUUGCAAAUGCAUUUGCGGGUCUCACAAUCCUUCCUCUUGUGCUGUUAGGAGGGUUUUAUCUUCGGGAUCAUCCAAUCCCUGGUUAUCUAAUUUGGAUCAAACAAAUCAGCAUGUUUAAUUGGGGAUAUAAGCUGACUAUCAUUAACCAGUUUAGUGGAAAAGUAUUUGAAUGUCCUCCAGCGCCAGAGCCCUGUCUUUUCCCUGACGGCCAAUCAGUUUGA
Molecule: messenger RNA, 1218 nt
Organism: Blastocystis hominis
Lineage: Eukaryota; Bigyra; Opalinata; Blastocystidae
Exons: 3
Coding region: 1-1218 (405 amino acids)
Cellular component (GO): plasma membrane
Molecular function (GO): ABC-type transporter activity
Source: RefSeq, a predicted model, not a curated record